AUGCUGGUAGCAAUGCACAAGUCAGCAAUCUUCGGGUCAGGUGCCAAAUUGGGCGAUUUGUCGACAGGACAGGCGCGUUGGGCGCUUUGGGCGUCGAGAGAGCGGGGUCGGGGGAGGGGUUCAUCACGGGUUAGGGUCAUGGCGACAGACGGCGCGACCGAUCCAAAAGCAGAGCCGGACGAACAACCGGCGGCAUCCAGUCGCAUAAAACACGAGACACAGCCGCCACCAAAGACAACCCCCGUAGCUUCUCAGCUUCCUAACUCCACCUAUCGGCAUGCCAAUACCACCCCCCCGGGUUUCGUCAACUCAAUUGGCAACCCCCCCACAAAAACUAUUGACACUGCUGGGGAUAUAGAAGUCAAGAGCGAGGGCGCAGUCCAGCUGGAUGUGUCAAACCUUCCGAGCGCGGUUCCUUUUGAGAUACCGGUUGUUGAAGGCAAGCACCGAUCAGGUCAAUCUGGGAGUCAGCCUGCGCCUAUUCACAUCCCGAGGUAUCGAAAAAGCAACCGCCCCGUUGACUGGAAACUUUUACCCCCCACCAGCAUGAAUAGCCGGCUCAUUGCUGAGCAGCAAGGGGAAAGUGUGAACGGCCUCCUUCCGGGUGGGUUAAACGGGUUCCUUCCAGGCGGCCUGAACGGUCCACUGCUGAGCAGUGUGAACGGGCCCCUUCAGUCCAGUGUAAACAGUCCCGUUUUGCCAAGGCUCUUGAUGGCGGGCAUUCACCAUCCCACCAGUCCCUACGCUGUCAAAGCCUUCGAGAACCAAACCCCGAGCGGUUUGAACAGUCCCAGAGAUUCGACUGGUGUGAACAGGCCCUCGGCUGGCGAGGAGCCAAGGCCAGCCGCUCUACAACAACAACUUGGUGUAAAUAGCCCCAAAACCGAACCCCGGUCAGCUAAUAACGGGUCCGUCGCACAGCAGACCGAUAGUGUGAACAGCCACCAGAAGGGGCAUCAGCGGCCGAUUCUGCCGGCGCAACCUCCGGGGGCUUCGCAUGUGGCUGGAGCGCAGGGCAUGCCGCAACCCCCCAUGAUGAUGCACCCGCAGCAUCCGAACCUGUAUACGGUGGCGGGCUCCUUUCCGAACCUCAGCUUCUCUCCAACUGGGGGCCCUGUUCCGGCACCGGGCCAAGUGCUCCAGCUCAAUUUCUCCCACCAGACGCAACAAUACGCGCCAUCCUCUGGCACAAACCCUGCGUCCACGCCCACGAGGCGGCCGCCCAACAUGAUUGGCGAGGUUCCGAAGGCGAAGGAUGCGGAGAAGCGGCGGGAUCGAGAGCGGGUGCGGAGAGCAAUCAUGGCGAACAUCAUCUCCGGCCUGCGAAAUUAUGGCGGAUACGGCCUCCCCUCCACUGCUCCUGACAUUGAGUACAUCCGUGCGCUGCUUCGAGAAGCGGGCUACGUUACGCAUAUUGACGGGACCACAUAUCGGCGAGGGGCCGUGCCGCCAGUGAACGUGGAGCCUAUAAUUGACGCGGGGACCUCUUCCCGCGAAGACUACGGCGCUCAGGACACUCCCCCGAGCACUUCCAUGCGCGGCGCCGACCAAGCGAACUCUUUCCGACAAGAAGCGGAGGGGAAUGCGAGCGACAACCAACCUGGUGAAGAAGACAACCGGGAUGAUACUGGGGCGGAUACAGAUACUGAGGAGAUGACCGGGGGAGAUAACCGGGGCGGGUUAGCAGGCGGAGGCGGAGAAUCAGGGAUGGAAAGAACGCCCGGAGAGGGAUCCCCCGUGGUUUUUUCGGGGCGGGGGAACGAGAUAGGGGCGGAAAGGAGACCGGGGGAAGAGAACCACGCGUCGAAAUUGGAAGAUGAGCUGCUGGAAGGAGGGCUCGGGAAGCGGUUACUGGAGUUUGUGAACGGAGGUGCUGACGCGAAGAAACUGAGAUCAAGCUGAGUGUGAGUCUGAGCUGACGUUACAGUUGGUCAAAGAGUGUGGCAUUAGAUUUUGUAGUUGAGGCCAGAGAAACACUUGAAAACGCUAUGUAAAAUCCGCUGGUGAUUGCAGUUACGAUAAACCGCUUUGUGUGAGCCUGAAACCACCUUUUUUGUUUCAACGGCUGUGGAAUCCUUUGACAUUGUUGGUCCGCCUGCCAGCGAAACAGUGACGUAGG
Molecule: messenger RNA, 2119 nt
Organism: Klebsormidium nitens
Lineage: Eukaryota; Viridiplantae; Streptophyta; Klebsormidiophyceae; Klebsormidiales; Klebsormidiaceae
Source: the annotation of a GenBank genome assembly